Molecule: messenger RNA, 1526 nt
Organism: Aspergillus welwitschiae
Lineage: Eukaryota; Fungi; Ascomycota; Eurotiomycetes; Eurotiales; Aspergillaceae
Exons: 1
Coding region: 978-1298 (106 amino acids)
Source: RefSeq, a predicted model, not a curated record
CCAACAUGCUCUUCACCUCAUGUCUCACAUGGCUCGGUGAUGUGGAGAAUAAGUUUACAAUUGCAAAGACUCUGCUUCCUAUUGCUGUCUCGCAGAUUCCUGCUUUGGUGGCUUCUACUUUCGGGAGCUAGUUCCACGAAUGCCGAGACCUUACUAUUUAGCGAUAAUGUUCCCACCAUGGAAUAUGGUAGCUUUCGGAAUUCUCCUCUCCAGCAAACGACACCAAUGACAGCCCCUCACAAAGUCUCCGGCCGGCCACCGAAAGUCAACUGCGGGUUUAGCUUUAAACAGAUAAGGGAAUAAAACAAAGAACAAGGCGGGGAUUAACUUCGAUAAAACUGCAGGGCUAUCGCAACUAGUGUUGCCCUGUUGAUGGGCUAACCCGGCCUCCCCUUUUCGCCCCUCUUCACACUCCAUAGUCCAUCAAAACCCAAGAUCAAGUCGAGCCGUGCUUACUCGGAAGAGUUGCUGCCGAAAUUCUAUUUUGUUUUUCUCCCUUCCCGGGAGCGGAACCAAAGAACCUUGUGGCUACAAGAUCCAUUUUCUGGAUGAACCAUGGAUACUCAAUAGCUGAUCUUGAACCGGAUGCAGUAAGUCGCACGAGUAUCAAGCAAUUGGAACUGAUAAGGUAAUGAGAAUGCACGGAUAUCGAAGCUGAUCCGGAAGGUCGCAAUCGUCCAAGCAAUGGAGCGCAGCGAAUCUGGGGUGGAAUGCUCCGACUCGUGUCAAGAUAAGGAAUAACUGAGUUGGGCUUAGCUUGGAGCACACUUUUAUGCCCUGAACCUUAUGAUGAUGAGUGAGAAAUUAGUUGCUAUGAAGAAAGGAGAAGGGACAACUACCCCUAUAGCGACUCUGACCAUACCAGCUACCUCAGCAGCGUUGCUAGGCUUCCUUGGUUUCCUCUGCGAAACUAAUUGAAUCACUGAUCCAGAGAGAACAACACACGACUGAGACAGCCCUGGAGCAGUACCAUAGCAAUGCCAUUGCUACAUUGCAAGUGCCUCUCCCCCUUGAUUUACUUACUAGCUCCCUCUCCGCACAGUAGUAUCUGUUGUCGUCGAGGGGAACCUUUCUUAGUAUGGAACUUCGAGAAAUGGAACGCCUCAGGAACAAUGCAAGGAAGCCACCACAAACACACAAUGCGGGGUACAAAGGACAAGAAAGGAAUACAACCAACGAGAUUCAAUCAAUCAACGUCUGAAUCUUUCCCCGCUUCGUAUUCACUGAUUUCUAUCCUUCGUUGGUCUGUGGGAGAAAAGGAAAGGAAGUGCGCCACCGGAUUCCCCCACCUCGUAUAACCUCCCGUCUCGUUUCUUCCCCGCAGAAUAAACAUACAUUUCUGGAAUAGUGCGGGUCGAAAUGGACUUGCUUACCUUGCUUAUGCGCCUCAUCAAAAAGUCGCUGUGUGGUUGUUUGAGAAAAUGGUGUCGAGCUCAUUGCUACUGAAGAGAGGACUGAACAUAUAAUCGAUCCUAGAUCAUAAAGACUAGUUAUUUGCAGAGUAAGAGAGGGUAUUUCUGAUUUCA